AUGCAGUAAUAUUGGAAAGAAAAGAGUCAAAGCUUAUCAUCUUAAUUCUUAUCUGAUCCUUUUAAUUUUAUGAAUUUAAUUAAUUCUAUUAUCUAAUUUAAAUUUGAUUCUGGCAAAUGGUAACUAAAAUAAGAGAUUUCUUAAAUUCUAAUAAGAUUUAAAACUAGAUUAUAAUUUUGGUUGGAGUAUUUUAAUUAUAACUCUGUCAGUUUGUCAUAUGAGAUCAAAAAUUUACAAAAAGAUAGGAAAAAUAUUCCAAAGCCAUAAGUAGGUGUAUUUUUUAUAGGAAACACUAAAUCUGGAAAAUCAACUCUUAUGAAUACAUUGUAUGAUCCUGAAUCAAUGUUUAUAAAUUUUAAUGUGGAUGCUAUGAACUUCUUCACAAAAAAAUAAGACUUUUAAAUUGGAAAUAAUGUUCUUAGUUGUACUUAUAAAAUUUAAUCUUUUGUUAAAAAUGAAAUAGAGUACAUAGAUUGCCCUGGUUUUUAAGAUAAUUUAAGUGAAUUUAAUCGAUCUUAAUAUUAACUUAACCUUAAAUUGGCUAUGUAAUAAUUUAAAUAGGUGAUUGUUAUAUUUGUACUUGAUAGUUAAUGUUGUAGCAUUGAAAAUAUUAAAUAAACUUUUUCUAAUUUAUAGUUUAUUCUAAAAAAUAAGGAUAUUUUAAAGAAAGAUCAAAUCCACAAAUUAUGGACAUUGUUAGUACUAACCAAAACAGAAUAGUAAAAAAGAAAAAUGUUAAUUAAAAAUUGGAAUAAAUUAUUUGAAGGAUCUUUAGAUCUGAAUCAUAAAUAUUUUUUAGAAAUGUUAAAAGAUGAAAAUUAAUGUUUAGAAUUUAAGAGCGCAAAUAAACUUUAGGAUGAAAAGUGCAAAGAGUAUCUUAUAAAUUUUGCAUAAUCUAUUGAAGACAAAAUUGCAUAAUUAGUCAUUAAUCAAAAGCAUAAAAAGCUUAAUAUUGAAUUUUCUUUAAAUGAAAAGGAUCCAUUAUUUUUGAGAUACAUCAAGUUUAUUUCUGUUGUAAUGCUUUAAUUUAAGGGUUAUUUAAGAUAAUUAAAUAAAGAAGUCUAAUUUUUAUUAAAUUAUGGAGGGUAUAUAAAUUAGAAAUUAAAUGCAUUAUAAGCUCUUUUAUAAAUUUUAGAUCAAGAUGAAUUUCAAAUUAAUUAACUUAAAAAUUUGAGUAAAAAAUUAGGAUAAUGGUGUGAGAGAUUUAUAAAUAGUCCAUCCUUACAAGAGCUUCAUCAAGAAGUUUCAAUGAAUAUUGACUCAGCUUUAUAUUUUUUAGAAAAAUUGUUAUAAAACUAGAUAACAAAAAAGGAAAGUGUAAAUUUUGGAAAGUAUAGAUUAUACAUAUAAGAAUAAAUAGAAUUAGUAUAGCAAGCAAUCAAUCAUGAGACAAGUAGAAAUAAAUUACAAACAAUCUUAAAUAUUUCUAGUUUAGGGAUAGGAGCCAUUUUUGGAGGAUUUUUAGAGGUUAAAUCUUCAAAUGAGUAUUUUAAAGAAUUUAGAAAUACAGCUAAAAAGGAAGAAAAUUAUUUUGAGUGA
Messenger RNA from Paramecium sonneborni, 1539 nucleotides. NCBI's taxonomy places the organism in Eukaryota, Ciliophora, Oligohymenophorea, Peniculida, Parameciidae. The record is from the annotation of a GenBank genome assembly.